CGGACGACCACGCUAGAACAUAUUUAUUCAGCACACGGGUAUCAGGUAUAUAGACGGGUGUUGUGAUCGAGACGACGGGGGUGUCGUACUUCCACCUGUCUGUUGAACAUGGCUCCCGGCGCAGCAUACACCGAUCACCAGUUCCGCUCCAACGCAUACACGGGCCCCCGCGCGACACCUACCAUCCCCGACGGCGGCAAGUUCAGCGUGUAUGCGGAAAUCGCCAUCAACACGCCGCCGCAGUACCCCUACGAAGCCCUCCUCGACCUGCACUCCUGGCGCGAAUGGAACACGUUCAAUCCCGAUGUGCUCAUCACCAAGCACCCUCAGGCACACAGGAGGAACCUGCGCCUCGAGCAGGGCACCUUCAUGACCUUCACCGUGCAGAUGAACGAGCAGGAAACCCUUAAAAGCAAACAAGUCUGCAUGCACCUCGACCCCCUGAAACACAAACACGAUGGCCGUCCCAGCCACGCAGCAGGCGGCAAUGUCACACGCAUCCGAUGGGUGAGUGACAACGCCAAUUACUUGGUUCCGGGCUUCGUGAUCAAGGACGAAAGGGUCAAUGAAAUUGAGGAAAAGGGGGACGAUGCCUGUGUCUAUCGCACCUGGAUCACAUUCAGCGGCUUUGCAGCGAAGAACUGGAAGAAGAAGCACGAGAAGGAUUUCCAGCAAAAGAUAGUGGACUUUUGUGAGGAUAUGAAGAGGAGGUGUGAAGCGAUGCACAAAGAGAAUCCCAACCUGGAGGUCGAGGAUGGGCGGGAACGGGCGAGGAAAAGUAUGCAGCUGGUGCGCAAGAGUGAGGACCAACUCCGUGCGUUACAGGGUGGAAAGCCGCAGAGAAUGGCAAGUGCUCGAAGCAAUGGGACUGCGUGAUAUGCCCGAGACCGUCGGUCAGCGCGCGUUGAGGCAGUGUACUGAUCUGAAGAUCAGCGCACGCUGAGUGGGAGCCACGCGCGUGACCAGCACCACAAUCCCAUGGGCUUUCAGGUCACACGAGCUCGUCAGUGUUUGUUCAUACAAAUAUCGAGUUGCAGCUUCUCAGAGCUUCAGACGACGAACCUUGAACUUCUCUCAAGCACGGCGAACCAGUGCUACGGUGUGCAUUCCUGUCCAAUACCUGGUCGAGAUACCCGUAUGCUGAGCUCGCGACGAGGAGUCAAAUGUCGAAAAGCCAUGUUCACCCGUCCACGUGUUCAUCCCCGAGCCAGGGCGUCUCAAAUCCAACGUCAAUCGAUUUCAAAAGUCUUGGUGGAGAGAGAGCACGAUACGUCUCUGCUGUGUACUCGCUCUAGCUCAUUCGUCACUGUCAGACGAGUGCAGCAGACCAGCAAGACUAUCCCGAAUCUAAGCGGUAACAGCGCAAUCGUCGUCCUUGUGGAUUCAUUCCACAUCGGCACAUUUGUUGAUAUUUGCGUUGUUGUGGUGGGGAUGUUGAGAAUAGUGGCCCGCCGGCAAAGGCGAAGCCGGAUGAGAAGGAAAAUGGUGACACGUCUUGAUCACUUCACAUAAACACACCUACUACCUCCUAGGUAGCAGCUUAGGUCCAUGUAGUACCUGGUGUUACUCAGACACUGCAAAGUCGCAACUCCUUCAUAGCGUGUUAUCAGUCUUUCACGGCAGCCACACCAUAUCGGGCAGUUUCCGGUCAGAAGAAGAAGUAUUGGCAUGCUCGUGUUCACUUGAUACAUACCACCUACCUUACCUUAUACCGUACCUAUUUUCUUCAUCGCUGCUAGGUUCUAUCCCAAAACGCGACAACAACGUCUACACCUCCUUCUCUACAUGUACCUACCAGAUACUUUCGAAAUCCACUCGCUC
Molecule: messenger RNA, 1821 nt
Organism: Sphaerulina musiva SO2202
Lineage: Eukaryota; Fungi; Ascomycota; Dothideomycetes; Mycosphaerellales; Mycosphaerellaceae
Exons: 1
Coding region: 109-876 (255 amino acids)
Source: RefSeq, a predicted model, not a curated record